GCUACGUUGUGUGCAUCGGCCAACAAGAGACCAUCACCCGUCAGUGUAUGGCAAAGCAAAGCGCAGAUUAGGUCGUAGUCGCCGUUGGUUCGGUUCGACUGUGUUGUAGUAUUUCAGCAAACGCAACAGAAGGAAGGAAGAGAACCCCAAUUUGAAAUUUGCUGGUGAAAAGUGCAAAUUUAGCCCCGUUUAGAAGCGUUUUUCGCGUCCCAGUUCGCGAUGGAGGUGGAAAGCAACGUCAUCAAGGAUGAUUCCUCCCGAGUCAGAAUCAGAGGUGUUGCUGGACAGCACCAUCAUAGAGGUAACAACAAGAGCAAUGCAGCUCCUAGUGUCAAUACUGGCAAUACCGUUACAGUCAAAAUUGGUCUAAACAUGAACAUCUGUAGGCUGUGCCUAACGGAGGGUACGGUCAAUUCGAGGCUCCAGCCGGUUUACUACACUAAGGACACCCCGGAUGAACCACUGUUGCAGAAAAUAUUGGAUUUAACGACCAUUCAGGUUACGUAUGCAACGGAUUUUCCUUCGUCGAUUUGCGUCAAUUGUAAAAGCAAGCUUGAGGAAUAUAGUCACUUCCGACGACAGUGCAUUGAAAAUGAUGAGCUACUUCGGAUGAAGUAUUAUGAAAUCAAGACCGCUGAAGAUUACCAUCUCCAACAACAGCAGCAGCAACAGCAACAACAACAGCAACAGAUCCAUCGUGGCCAUCCGAUAGAGCACGAAAUCGUUGAAGAGGUAAAAGCAGAGGAAUACAUCGACGACACGGAUGACAUUACGCUGGCCAUCGAUGAAUCGGCCGAUGCCGAUGAAGAUUUUCAAGAGGAAAGCAGCGAACAACAUCAGCAUCAUCAAGGGCAAGUGGUUGAACAACAAACCAUUCAAUACGUGGCCGCCGAUGGAACCAUGACCGAGUACGUCGAGUCGGGCGAUGUCAGGACAGUAUCUAGUUCUUCGCAGCAGCAACAAAUUCACAUUAGUGGAUACGGCGAAGGCGAGACUAUUCAAGCUGGUGAGGGGCAUGAAAUUUACUACACCGAUGGAAACGAUACCUAUGCCAUUCAAACGACGGCCGAAGGUUAUGUUAACGCCGCAAAUUAUGUGCCUCAGGGCUACGAUAAUCAAACUGAAAUCGAAUGCACUACUAUUGAACACCUCCCGGAAGAAGAGGUCUAUAUGGAAGAAGGAGGCGAAUCCCAGGUGGGAAGUGGUAUGACUUCUCGAGGCAUGCAUGACCGACCGUUUGUCUGCAAACACUGCAAAACUAGCUUCAAAUAUGAGCACAAUUACGAGAAACAUAUGAAGAACCACGCAAAAGUAUUGUUUAGAUGCGGCAAAUGCUCAAAAACAUUCACUAAGCAGAGGAAAUGUCAGCAGCACUUCUUGAAGGCGCAUUCGUCCCAGCGGUACGAAUGCGACAUUUGCUUCAGGACGUACAGUCUCCCGACUCGCCUAGAGAAUCACGUCAUAGAAAUGCACUCGGAUAAUGGAAUCUACAAAUGCGAUCGAUGUACUGAGACCUUCACUUCAUACCUAGAUUUCAAGUCACACCGCAACACCCAUCACAGUAUUAACGGAUCCAACGCCGCAACUGUGAUUGCUCAGGCUGCUGAACAACGACCGCAAACCUUACAGCAAGCUCACUCUCCUUCACCACACGGAGCUCCUCACACGACCACGUCCGUCAGUACACGCUCCUCCGUUUCCGACAACUGCGAUUUCGAAGUGAUGAUCGAUGAAACUAAGAUCCCGAAGCCGGCCACUGGGGUCGAAUCUGGUGACGAAAAACGGCCUCUAAUGGUAACAGCCAGCAGUUCCACGCAAGAGCAGGACAUCAUUCUUGUAGAUGACGAGGCAUCCGUUAACGCGAGCACCAACAAUAACAAACCUCCCGCGGCAACGAUAGUCGUCACCACAGGAACCAACAGCGUAAUCAGUGGAGGAAAGAUAGCGACCACCGCGCGUGGUGGUACCAUUGUGACCAGUGUGGCUGUCGCUGCGCAACCCACCACCAGUACGGUGCCGCCACCGACGAUGGCGACGGCAACGGCGACGACGGUCAUCACCAACGGGAUCGACAAGAACAAUAUGCACCGGCAGUUGUUGCAGCAGAUCGAGGAAAGUGAAGCCAACUCGACGGGGCCCAAGAUUUACAAGUGUGACAGUUGUACGAAAAAUUUCGUACACUUGAACAACCUGAAGGCGCACAUUUACGCGGAACAUGACAACGACAAACCGUUCAAGUGCAAACUGUGUCCCAUUUCGUUCAAGACGAAGGAGAUUCUGGUGAUGCAUAUGGUAUUACAUUCUCAGCAUAAUACAGCAACUUAAGAUUGUACAGACUGCGCUUCAGUUGUGCAUCAGCAAUCCGGUAUGUUUUUAUAGUAAAUAGGAAUACAAAUCAACAACACAAAAACGUUAUGUAAACAAAUCUCACAAGGAAAUUUUUUUCUCCUUUCUCACUAAAUAUAUGUAGCAAUUGAACAAUAUUGAAAUUAUUGCAAAAACACAUACACCCAUGUACUACAAGAAAAAGAAAAGCGAUAGUAACAUGAUAUAGCAGUUGCACAGAUUGCUAUCAAAAAGGAACAAAAAUACAAGGAAAAACAAAAAGGAUAGCGAAUUAAAAUUAUACGUCUGUAUAAAUAAGUGAAGAUAACUAUUAUUAGUAGUUAGUAAGAAAGUACUAGAAAAUGUAACGAUGAUUUCCUUAUUGUUUCAGUUUUUAUAGACCAUAAUAUAUAUUUUUAUUUAUGCAAAAUUUAAUGUUUUCUACGAUUAAGUUUGUUCUCGAAUACAAAUCAAAACGAAAAAAAAACAAAAAUACGGAUCGCUUGCAAUAGUAGUUGCCCAUAGGAUAUUA
Armigeres subalbatus is the source of this 2857-nucleotide messenger RNA. Its product is annotated as zinc finger protein 853-like. Bases 220 to 2325 code for a protein of 701 amino acids. NCBI's taxonomy places the organism in Eukaryota, Metazoa, Arthropoda, Insecta, Diptera, Culicidae. Gene Ontology annotation, cellular component: nucleus; chromosome. The record is from RefSeq and is a predicted model, not a curated record. Gene Ontology annotation, biological process: regulation of transcription by RNA polymerase II. The transcript is spliced from 4 exons. Gene Ontology annotation, molecular function: chromatin insulator sequence binding; zinc ion binding.